Capsella rubella is the source of this 804-nucleotide messenger RNA. RefSeq lists its product as uncharacterized. NCBI's taxonomy places the organism in Eukaryota, Viridiplantae, Streptophyta, Magnoliopsida, Brassicales, Brassicaceae. Bases 85 to 678 code for a protein of 197 amino acids. The transcript has a single exon. The record is from RefSeq and is a predicted model, not a curated record.
CUUUCAAAGAUAACAUAAAGGUCUCUCUCUCUUUUUCUCCCUCUCUGUAUUUGCUAACAUAGAAGUUCAAGAAGCGGAUAAAAAAUGUUGGAUUCUUUGUCAAAAUGCUUCAACAGACUUCAAGAACGGUACGAAAACGUUCUAGAAACGAAACCUAUUUACAGAGACGACUUAGACAUGACGUUGCCUCUGAACGGCUCUGAGGUCUCAGUAGAAUCGACCAAAAAGUAUCGGUGCUUGGAGAGAGCCAAGAGGAUCGACAAGUCGCUGAGGUUCGAAGCCGGAGAGGAAGAAGAUGAACAGAUGAAAAAGACUCCGGCUAAGCCACGUAAGGUUGUGAGGUUUCAGUUAGAGAAUAAUAAGAUCUUCGAGCCGAAGAAGACGGUGAGGUUUGAUCUUGAUCAAGAACUGGAACCGAAGGAGAAGACUCUGGAGGAGAAAGAGAGUUUGAAAAUGGUUGAAGGGGAUGAAAAGGUUUUGAGGGUUAAGAUCAAGAUGACAAAGCAGGAAGCUCAAAGGCUGUUGUCGAAAUGCAAAAACGACAGCGUUUUCGGUUUGGAGCACCUUGUGGACCAGAUUGCACACGUCCCUGCUCAUCAGCUUCAAGUCGCUAUGGUAAUGGUUGGUUGUAAUGAUGAGCGACAAGGAAAUGGCUGCUGGUUAUCCCAGCUGAAAUAAUUUUACAGUUAAUUAUAUUUAUCAGAAUUUUGUAGUUUUAGGGUAGUAUCUAUUAUCUAGUUAUAUCAUGUUUGUGAAUAUAGUUUGUUAAAUAUCAAUAUAGAAGUAACAGGGUGUUGGGAAAUA